UCUUUGCUGACCCGGAAGCAGAGCUGUGCCGCUAAGGCGCCGCCGUGGAGCCGCCUUGGAGCCACCGCCCCCUCGCCGCUUCGCCGCUGCGUUGGGGAACCGGGACCGCGGCGGCGCCGGGUUGCCCUGAUGAUCCCGGGCGGGCGGUGGCGGCGGCAGAGGCGGCGGGAGGAUGACCUCUUACCGGGAGCGGAGUGCCGAUCUGGCCCGUUUCUACACUGUUACCGAGCCCCAGCGACACCCGAGGGGCUACACAGUAUAUAAGGUCACCGCCCGGGUUGUUUCUCGAAGAAAUCCAGAGGAUGUCCAGGAGGGAGAAUCCUGAACCAACCUAUCCAUGAACAUACUCUCUGCCAUUUUCUUAGUCCUUUUUUCGGGAAAACUCUUUUAUAAUAACAACUGUUGGUGAACCUUUCAUCAGAAAACUCUUAUAAUUGUGUGGAAGAGAUACAGUGAUUUUAAGAAACUACACAAAGAACUAUGGCAAAUUCACAAAAACUUAUUCCGACAUUCAGAAUUGUUUCCUCCAUUUGCUAAAGGAAUAGUGUUUGGGCGAUUUGAUGAAACUGUUAUCGAAGAGAGAAGACAAUGUGCUGAAGACCUGCUACAGUUCUCUGCCAAUAUUCCUGCUCUUUACAAUAGUAAACAGCUUGAAGAUUUUUUCAAGGGUGGAAUAAUUAAUGAUAGUUCUGAAUUAAUUGGUCCUGCUGAAGCUCACUCAGAUUCCCUCAUUGAUACCUUUCCUGAAUGUAGUACGGAAGGCUUCUCCAGUGACAGUGAUCUGAUAUCUCUUACUGUUGAUGUGGAUUCUCUUGCUGAAUUAGAUGAUGGAAUGGCUUCCAAUCAAAAUUCUCCCAUUAGAACUUUUGGUCUCAAUCUUUCUUCGGAUUCUUCAGCACUAGGGGCUGUUGCUUCUGACAGUGAACAGAGCAAAACAGAAGAAGAACGGGAAAGUCGUAGCCUCUUUCCUGGCAGUUUAAAACCCAGGCUUGGCAAGAGAGAUUAUUUGGAGAAAGCAGGAGAAUUAAUAAAGCUGGCUUUAAAAAAGGAAGAAGAAGAUGACUAUGAAGCUGCUUCUGAUUUUUAUAGGAAGGGAGUUGAUUUACUCCUAGAAGGUGUUCAAGGAGAGUCAAGCCCUACCCGUCGAGAAGCUGUAAAGAGAAGAACAGCUGAGUAUCUCAUGCGGGCUGAAAGUAUCUCUGGUCUUUAUGGGAAAUUUCAACUUGAUGAUGUAUCUCAGGUUUUACUUGUAAUGGACACAAGGACAGAACAGACUUUCAUUUUAAAAGGUCUAAGGAAAAGCAGUGAAUACAGCAGGAACAGAAAGACCAUCAUCCCCCGCUGUGUGCCCAACAUGGUGUGUCUGCAUAAGUACAUCAUCUCUGAGGAGUCAGUAUUUCUUGUGCUGCAGCAUGCGGAAGGUGGCAAACUGUGGUCAUAUAUCAGUAAAUUUCUAAACAGAAGUCCUGAAGAAAGCUUUGAUAUCAAGGAAGUGAAAAAAUCUACACUUGCCAAAGUUCACCUGCAGCAGCCAACUUCUAGUCCUCAGGACAGCAGUAGCUUUGAAUCCAGAGGAAGUGAUGGUGGAAGCGUGCUUAGAGCUCUGCCUUUGAAGAGUAGUCUUACUCCAAGUUCUCAAGAUGACAGCAACCAGGAAGAUGAUGGCCAAGAUAGCUCUCCAAAGUGGCCAGAUUCUGGUUCGAGUUCAGAAGAAGAAUGUACUACUAGUUAUUUAACAUUAUGCAAUGAAUAUGGGCAAGAAAAGAUUGAACCAGGGUCUUUGAAUGAGGAGCCCUUCAUGAAGACUGAAGGGUAUGGUGUUGAUACUAAAGCUAUUCAAAGCUUCCCAACACACCUUGCCGCUGACAGCGACAGCCCCAGCACACAGCUGAGAGCUCACGAGCUGAAGUUCUUCCCCAACGAUGACCCAGAAGCAGUUAGUUCUCCAAGAACAUCAGAUUCCCUCAGUAGAUCAAAAAACAGCCCCAUGGAAUUCUUUAGGAUAGACAGUAAGGAUAGCGCAAGUGAACUCCUGGGACUUGACUUUGGAGAAAAAUUGUAUAGUCUAAAAUCAGAACCUUUGAAACCAUUCUUUACUCUUCCAGAUGGAGACAGUGCUUCUAGGAGUUUUAAUACUAGUGAAAGCAAGAUAGAGUUUAAAGCUCAGGACACCAUUAGCAGGGGCUCAGAUGACUCAGUGCCAGUUAUUUCAUUUAAAGAUGCUGCUUUUGAUGAUGUCAGUGGUACUGAUGAAGGAAGACCUGAUCUUCUUGUCAAUUUACCUGGUGAAUUGGAGCCAACAAAAGAAGCUGCAGCAAUGGGACCUACUAAGUUUACACAAACCAAUAUAGGGAUAAUAGAAAACAAACUCUUGGAAGCCCCUGAUGUUUUAUGCCUCAGACUUAGUACUGAACAAUGCCAAGCACAUGAGGAGAAAGGCAUGGAGGAACUGAGUGAUCCCUCUGGGCCCAAAUCUCGUAGGAUAACAGAGAAACACUAUGCUCAGGACGAUCCCAGGAUGUUAUUUGUAGCAGCUGUUGAUCAUAGUAGUUCAGGAGAUAUGUCUUUGUUACCCAACUCAGAUCCUAGGUUUCAGGGACUUGGAGUGGUUGAGUCAGCAGUAACUGCAAACAACACAGAAGAAAGCUUAUUCCAUAUUUGUAGUCCACUCUCAGGUGCUAAUGAAUAUAUGGCAAGCACAGACACUUUAAAAACAGAAGAAGUAUUGCUGUUUACAGAUCAGACUGAUGAUUUGGCUAAAGAGGAACCAACUUCUUUAUUCCAGAGAGACUCUGAGACUAAGGGAGAAAGUGGUUUAGCGCUAGAAGGAGACAAGGAAAUCCAUCAGAUUUUUGAGGACCUUGAUAAAAAAUUAGCACUAACCUCCAGGUUUUACAUCCCAGAGGGCUGCAUUCAAAGAUGGGCAGCUGAAAUGGUGGUAGCCCUUGAUGCUUUACAUAGAGAGGGAAUUGUGUGCCGCGAUUUGAACCCAAACAACAUCUUAUUGAAUGAUAGAGGACACAUUCAGCUAACGUAUUUUAGCAGGUGGAGUGAGGUUGAAGAUUCCUGUGACAGCGAUGCCAUAGAGAGAAUGUACUGUGCCCCAGAGGUUGGAGCAAUCACUGAAGAAACUGAAGCCUGUGAUUGGUGGAGUUUGGGUGCUGUCCUCUUUGAACUUCUCACUGGCAAGACUCUGGUUGAAUGCCAUCCAGCAGGAAUAAAUACUCACACUACUUUGAACAUGCCAGAAUGUGUCUCUGAAGAGGCUCGCUCACUCAUUCAACAGCUCUUGCAGUUCAAUCCUCUGGAACGACUUGGUGCUGGAGUUGCUGGUGUUGAAGAUAUCAAAUCUCAUCCAUUCUUUACCCCUGUGGAUUGGGCAGAACUGAUGAGAUGAAUGUAAUGCAGGGUUAGCUUCACACAUUCUGAGCACCUCCGUGACAGGCAUCUCCAGCACUGAGGCACCUCUGCCUCAGUCACUUAUGGAGCACCAAAGCAUUUGGAUAAAGACCGUUAUAGGAAAUGGGGGGGUGGGGGGAGUGACUGAAAGAGAACAAUUUGUUUACAGUUACAAGAUAUUAGCUGAUUUUACCAGGGGCUGUUAUAUACAUAUCUGCAACCAAGGUGUGAUCUGAAUUUAGUCCACAUUCGGUGUUGCAGAUCAGUUGUAAAGCCAACCGAAAGAGUUCCUUCAAGAAAUUCUUCUGAUAGGAAGCUGUUAAGUGUGGAAUGAAGUUUUACUUGAAAGGACCUUUACGUGGCAGCUAACAGAGCUUUUUGCUGACCAGGAUUGGUUUAUAUGAUUAAAUUAAUAUUUGCUUAAUAAUACACUAAAAGUACUUCAUGAACAGCGUCAUCAGCGCAACUUAAAAGUGAGAAAAAUAGGAUAUACAUAUAAUUUCUGACGGAAAACCUGUACCCUGAUGCUGUAUAAUUAAUGUAUGUUGAAUGUGGUCCCAGAUUAUUUCUGUGGGAAGACACUCCAUGUUGUCAGCUUUGUACUCUUGGUUGGUACUGCUUAUUUAGAGAAGGGUUCAUAUAAACACUCUGUGUCUUCAACAGCAUCUUUCUUUCCCCGUCUUUCCAUUUUCUGCACCCUCUGCUUGUUCCCUCAUAUUCUGUUCUUCUGUCUCCUGCUAACACACAUGCAACAAAAAAGGGAAGGAAGUGCUUAUUUCCCCAGAUUGUGUAAGGACUAAGAAAUCAUGAUGUCAAAUAAACAUGGUGAAACAUUA
Messenger RNA from Mandrillus leucophaeus (drill), 4235 nucleotides. RefSeq names its product ribosomal protein S6 kinase, 52kDa, polypeptide 1 (gene RPS6KC1). Gene Ontology annotation, cellular component: early endosome. The transcript is spliced from 15 exons. Gene Ontology annotation, molecular function: ATP binding; protein kinase activity; phosphatidylinositol binding. Bases 833 to 3397 code for a protein of 854 amino acids. Gene Ontology annotation, biological process: protein phosphorylation. NCBI's taxonomy places the organism in Eukaryota, Metazoa, Chordata, Mammalia, Primates, Cercopithecidae. The record is from RefSeq and is a predicted model, not a curated record.